Dioscorea cayenensis subsp. rotundata (Guinea yam) is the source of this 1171-nucleotide messenger RNA. RefSeq lists its product as uncharacterized. Gene Ontology annotation, cellular component: membrane. Gene Ontology annotation, molecular function: oxidoreductase activity, acting on the CH-CH group of donors. The record is from RefSeq and is a predicted model, not a curated record. Gene Ontology annotation, biological process: lipid metabolic process. Lineage: Eukaryota; Viridiplantae; Streptophyta; Magnoliopsida; Dioscoreales; Dioscoreaceae. The transcript has 3 exons. The coding region runs from base 35 to 1000 and encodes 321 amino acids.
GCAAGCCCUACUCCGAGCUCGCCGGUCUUCCGCCAUGGCAGCUCGCAACCUCAAGAAUGCCACCAUCGCCCUCCUCGUCCCUCUCCCCUCAAUCGUCUUCUUCCUCUUUUUCAUCCAUGCCCAUUCCGACGCGGCUGGAGGUAACUCCGUCUUUAGCUGGUGUUACAACCAUCCUUUCCUCCUCGCCAAUGUCCUCUUCUUCUUCAACGUCAAUGUACUCUUCUGGAUCAUUGGCCUCAUUCAAUCCAACAACUGGAUGAUUGAUUUGUAUUGGACUGUGAUCCCGGUGAUGCUGGUGCACUACUACGCGAGCCAUCCAAUGACGGUGAAGGAUGGGCUGAGAUCCGUGGUGGUGAUUGGGUUGACAUGGGUGUGGAGUGUGAGGUUAACUCACAACUAUUUUAGGAGGGAGAAGUGGCAGUGGGGUGAGAGAGAGGACUGGAGGUUCAAUGAGAUGAGGAGGCAGUAUGGGAAGCAAUGGUGGUGGGUUUCCUUCUUCGCCGUCUAUUUUUCACAGCAGAUUUUUCUGAUCGGCAUAUGCUUGCCUAUGUAUGCUAUUCAUAUGAGCAACAAACCCUGGGACAGGUGGGAUUUCCUUGCUACAGUUGCUUGCAUAAUAGGGAUAGUUAUAGCUUAUUAUGCAGACACACAACUCCAUGAUUUUGUACAAAAAAAUGAAAGAUUAAAAGAGCUUGGUGCACCCACGGUUCCUAAUCUUGACAAAGGCUUGUGGAGAUAUUCUCGCCAUCCAAACUACUUCGGGGAACAAUUAUGGUGGUGGUCUCUAGCCGGUUUUGCAUGGAAUUUAGAACAAGGAUGGAUGUUUAUCGGGACAUUUAUCAAUACUCUGUGCUUGGCAUAUGUCACCGUGUUGGUUGAAAAGCGAAUGUUAAAACAACAACAUAGAGCUGAAGCCUACGGGCGCUACCAGAAGUCAACAUCGGUUUGGAUUCCUUGGUUCAGGUCUGCUAUCAAAGAUUCAAAAGCGAAGACCAGUUGAGAAGAUUUGCUUGCCAUUUGUAAUUUCUUCUCAGGCUUCAAUUUCACUUGACUUUGCACUAUUAAAUCUUUAUAACUGUUUGACAAUGUGUUAUUUGUGUCGCUUAUGGUUUAUGUGGAAUAAAUAUGAAACUCAUCAAGCCUUUCAAUAUAAACAACCUGUUUUUGUAAA